AAUAAAACUAAGCUACAAAUCAAUAAAAGUAUACAUAAUACAAUUUCACAAAUAAUAAAUUAAUUAAUCAGAAACUCAAUAUAGUAACUUAAUUUAAUAUUAUUAGUUACAUUCAUUAUAAAUGGUUAUACAAAAGAGGUUUAUUUAAAACAUCCGUGCCUGUAUUAUUACUAAUUAGUAUACAAAUAUUAGAAAUUAGUAUUCAAUUAAAAUCCAGUUCUCAAUAUGAUACUACUGUUAAGCAUUUAUUCUACUUUAAUUUACCAUGCGGCUUGUCUUGAUUACGACGGAUGGCUAAAUAUUAAAGUCGAACAUUCAUUGAAUUGUAAUGGAGACAAAUAUUGUAAUCGCGGGACAAUAUCUUUAAAGAGUAUUAGAGCUGGAACUGCAAUAAUAGAACAAACUGCAUUUAAUAACAAUCAUAUAGAAGAGUUGAAGGAGUUGUCCCAGUUUGAUGGAUUUUAUACUAUAAGAACUUUAGUUACCACAGCAGACAGCAAAGAGACUGAAUUUUUGUCAUCAGUAAAAGCUAAAGCUUUCUUAGAGAAUGGACUUUCUGAUGUUAUAAGUGCAUGGGUUUUACCAAAUGGUGAAGUAAUAGCAGUUACAUUUCAAGUCAUGAAUGCAUCUCAACCUAAUCAAUUAAAACAAAAUUCUGAAUACCAGAUUAAUUCCAAUUUCUACCUUCGUCAUGUGGAUCAGGCUCCUGUACCAGAUACUGCCUCUUACAUUCAAAAGUUGGAAAGAGAGAAAGAAGCCAGGGAAAAGGGUGAUUUGAAAGAUAAUAGACCAUUCUUGUCCAGAUAUUGGAUGUACAUAGUUCCAGUUGCAAUAUUUGUAUUGAUAUCUGGUGUAGGAAAUCCUGAAGGAGGUGCUCCACCAUCACGCUGAAGGAUGUAAUUUAAUUUGCUUCUUUAUAUAUUUUUAUUAGAGUAAUGUGGAUUGUAAUUAUAAUGGUUUAAACAUAAUAAAAAUUGUU
Molecule: messenger RNA, 979 nt
Organism: Pieris brassicae (large cabbage white)
Lineage: Eukaryota; Metazoa; Arthropoda; Insecta; Lepidoptera; Pieridae
Gene: EMC10
Product: ER membrane protein complex subunit 10
Exons: 5
Coding region: 226-891 (221 amino acids)
Cellular component (GO): EMC complex
Source: RefSeq, a predicted model, not a curated record